AUGCUUCAUAUGCUGCGCGUAAACACACCAGAGGAAGAAGCAAACAGUAUCAAGCAGCAGCAGCAGCAGCAGCAGAAGCAGCAGCAGCAGCAGCAACAGCAGCAACAGCAGCAGCAGCAGCAGCAGAGCCCGCAGCAGUGCCAGGCGCAGCACCAGCAACCGCAGCAGCAGCCGCAGGAGCAGCAGCAGCAGCGACAGGCGCAGCACCAGCAACCGCAGCAGCAACAGCAGCAACAGCAGCAACAGCAGCAGCAGCAGCAGCAGCAGCAGCAGCAGCAGCAGCAGCAGCAGCAGCAGCAGCAGACCUUCGUCUUGCUUGAGGUCUUCAUCGAGAAAGUCCUGAAAAAGGGUUUUCUUUUUUUUCAAAACCUCCGAAAUUUCGCUGCGGAGACUUUGAGGGUUCCAAACCCUUUCGUCGCUAGGGUUUGUCUCCAGCUGGUGCGCUAG
This is a messenger RNA of Eimeria necatrix, 447 nucleotides long. RefSeq lists its product as hypothetical. Lineage: Eukaryota; Apicomplexa; Conoidasida; Eucoccidiorida; Eimeriidae. The transcript has a single exon. The record is from RefSeq and is a predicted model, not a curated record. Bases 1 to 447 code for a protein of 148 amino acids.